AUGCUUUUCCAACUUGUCAAUAUUGGGGGAUGUUGAGGCUGAACCUGGCAACCCAGCCCAGCACAGAAUGAUGAGUAGCGGUGACUGGGAGUCAUGGAUUAGCUCACAUUCUUCUCCUCUGAACGCUAUACGAACUUUGUGUGUCUGUGGUGUGAAGUUGUGUUUGUUUCGCUUUUGUUUCACGAGUCCAACGAGUUUUUAAUUUUUGUCGGGUGAUGUCCUGAACCCAUGUUGGUCCUCGCCACCAGCGUUAGCAAGCAGAUUCUGAUGAGGGCAUUUCUACAGGCCAACUGUUCCUGACACUGCACUUGGAAGACGUGUGAGCUGCAGAUCCUCACCAUGUCCAAGAGCAAGGGUCCUGAGACAGUGAAGGUGGUGGUCCGAUGUCGCCCAAUGAAUGAAAAAGAACAGGCAAACAAAUUUGAAAGGGUUGUCUCUGUGGAUGUGAAACUGGGCCAGAUUGUGGUCAGGAACCCCAGAGAAGCUUCAGCCAGCGAAACUCCUAAAGUCUUCACUUUUGAUUCAGUCUACGACUGGAACUCCAAACAAAUAGAUCUGUACGAUGAAACCUUCAGGCCACUGGUGGAUUCAGUUCUUCUUGGCUUCAAUGGGACCAUCUUUGCCUAUGGGCAGACGGGUACAGGGAAAACGUACACAAUGGAGGGGGUGAGAAAUGAUCCAGAGAAGAGAGGGGUGAUCCCUAACUCCUUUGAGCACAUCUUCACACACAUCUCACGAUCCCAGAAUCAGCAGUACCUGGUGAGAGCUUCAUAUCUGGAAAUUUACCAGGAGGAGAUCAAAGACUUGCUAUCCAAGAACCAAGCCCAUCGCCUUGAGCUGAGGGAGAGGCCGGACACGGGCGUUUAUGUCAAAGACCUGUCGUCAUUUGUCACCAAGAGUGUGCGAGAGAUCGAGCAUGUCAUGAACGUGGGCAACCAGAAUCGUUCUGUGGGUUCUACGAACAUGAAUGAACACAGCUCCCGAUCUCACGCCAUUUUUGUCAUCACCGUUGAGUGCAGUGAGUUGGGCGUGGACGGGGAGAACCAUAUCAGAGUUGGCAAACUGAACUUAGUAGAUUUAGCCGGCAGCGAAAGGCAGUCCAAGACUGGCGCUCAGGGGGAGAGGCUUAAAGAAGCCACAAAGAUCAACCUGUCACUCUCUGCUCUGGGGAACGUCAUAUCAGCUCUGGUGGAUGGCAGGAGCAGCCACAUCCCCUACCGAGACUCAAAACUCACCCGUCUGCUGCAGGACUCCCUGGGGGGCAAUGCCUGCACCGUCAUGGUUGCCAACAUUGGGCCGGCAUCCUACAACAUGGAGGAGACCUUGACAACACUGCGCUACUCCAACAGGGCAAAGAACAUCAAGAAUAAACCACGCAUCAAUGAGGACCCCAAGGAUGCAUUACUGAGGGAGUUUCAGGAGGAGAUCGCCAGGCUGAAAGAGCAGCUGCAGAAGCGCUUAGGGGAAAAAAAGAAGAGGAAGCAAAGGAGGAGAGCUGGGGAAGGGAGCGAUGGUGAGGAUCUGGAAGGAGAGACAGAGGAUGAUGAUGAAGAUGGAGAUGACAAAGGAGAUUACUGGGGGGAGCAGCAGGAGAAGCUGGAGAGAGAGAGGAAGGCCAUCAUGGAGGAUCACAGUCUGGUUGCUGAGGAGAAAGUUCGGCUGCUCAAGAAGAAGGAGAAUAAAAUGGAAGACUUGAGGAGGGAGAGGGAGGCUGGAGAGAUGCUUACAGCUAAAGUUAAGGCGAUGGAGAGUAAGCUUCUGGUUGGGGGGAAGAACAUAGUGGAUCACACCAACGAGCAACAGAAAAUGCUGCAGCAGAGGAGGCAUGAAAUCGCUGAACAGAAACGCUGCGAGCGAGAGAUGCAGCAGGAGAUGGAGAGUCAUGAGGAGGAGACUCUGGAGCUGAAGGAGACCUAUACUUCUUUGCAGCAGGAGGUCGACAUCAAAACCAAGAAGCUGAAAAAGCUGUUUGCCAAGCUGCAGGCAGUGAAGGCAGAAAUCCACGACAUCCAGGAGGCACACAUCAGAGAGCGUCAGGAGCUUGAACAGACCCAGAAUGAGCUCACCAGGGACCUCAAACUCAAACAUCAGAUCAUUGAGAACUUCAUUCCCCUUGAGGAGAAGAACAAAAUAGUCAGCAGAGCUUACAUUGAUGAAGAGGAUGAGCACUGGAAAAUGCAGCCCAUUACACGUAUAGAGGAUGAACAUCAGAUGAUGACCAGGCCUCUGUCUGCAGUGGGCUACAGGAGGCCUAUCUGUCACCACGCUCGCGUGGCCAUGAUGAUGAAGCCUGACACGAGAUACAAAGCUGAAAACAUCCAGAUACUGGACAUGGACCUUCCAACACGGACCACUAUAGACUAUCAGGAGCCGGAAAUCGCCCCAACUGUGGCAGCAGCUCUGAGGGACGCUCUCAGGGAUGAAGAUGAGAUCCAGGUAGAUGCCUUUGGCUUUUACAGCACUUCAGGACCAACCCCACCAGCCAGUGCCAUCUCCAGCCUAAAAAAAACAAAAUCUGGUCGACCCAGAACUGGUAAGAUGUCGGGCACCCCAACGUCUCCUUUCAGCCCCUCCAGUCCAGGAUCUCCUCUUUACCCACAAUGCCGCGGCCUGGUGCCCAAGUGACCGCUUCUGCCACUACUGUCACUACCACAACCUCUCUCAUGCACCUCUCAACUUUGAGAGAAUGGGUUUGGUUUUAGUCUCUUGCUUUUUACUACAGAAUCUGGGAGGCUGUAAACGUUACAGAAAACUUUAAUACUAAUGCUGCUUUUUAGGUUUUAACUGUAGCCACACCACUAUUAACUGUUGUCAUGAGCUUUUUCCUUUGGAGAUUUAAACCAACUCAUCCAGAGUGUGAGCCAAUACAACGCCUGAAGCCUCACAUCACUCCACACUGCUAUUAGCUGCUAUGAAUGUCUUAAAUUUCACACUUACAGUGUUCUUAAUGUAUAAGAAAAAAAAUGAAGGGGUGUGUUUAUGUUUGCUGAACAUUUGUAUGUCUGUGUGUCUUUCUGUCACACACUGAUUAUUGAACCUUCUGUUAAACUGCACUGUCUUAUUCUGAUGGUUUUAAGGUGCAGGUGGUUGGCGUUCUGUGUCUUUAAGGAAGUAGUUCCACAUUUUGGGAAAUAUACUUUCUUGCCAGAUGAGAAAAUCAGCACCACUCUCGUGUCUAUUGAAGCCUGAAGUAAUCAGCUUGUUUUGGCUGCCUUCCCUAGGGGCCUGGCAACCUCAUGGUGACAAUGACGCUCCAGGAAGUCUUAAUGCCAGGUUGAACUAAUCACCUACUGGCUGUGGCUUCAUACUCUGUACAGACACUAGAGAAACAAGUGAGGGUAUUUCCCAAAACAUAGGGACUGUUUCUUGAGCUGUGUUUGAUUGUAAAUGUUAAGGCCAGAAAGUCGAACACAUUACAGACUUGGCCUGUCACCAGUUGCUGUAAAGAGUAAAGGCUGUUCUUACUGGGGCACAUCAGAUGGAAGGCAGGAGCGGUGGGAGAGAGCUGCUCACAUUCACACAAACGUACUGGGAUUAGCGGCACUGCAGUAGGCCACCAGACAUCCCAGCAGGAGAUGAAGGCUAAGCACACCCUGAGUCACGGAACACUUUUCCAAUAAGGCUGUGGCUCAGGUUCAUCAGGGUUCCACGAUGCCUUAACCUGUGCCCUUCAGCUCUGCUCCUUCAUUUUAAGGCCGCACACACAUACACACACGUUCUUCUCUGUCAUUGUUACUUUGUUCGCUCAUUCAUUUUGACAUAUGGGAAUUAUUUCCAGCACAGUCCGGACGUUCCAGUCAGACUGUAGGUAAAACAUAUGGAGAGGCAGAGCAUGUGGGCACAGCAAUCAACUGGCCCUAGGUUUAAGGCUGAGGGCCACAGGAAGAGAAGGUAGAAGAGGGAUGUCAUGCUAUAAGAUACAUUUAUUGAUCCCAAACACAUGAACAAUCACACAACAUGCAGAUUAGGGAAAUUUGUCUUCUGCUUUUGUCCCAUCUGGUGGACACAUCACAGGACACACAGGGCAGUGGGCAGCCAUUCACAGCCCGGGGAGAAGAUGUUGGGGGAGUAAGGUGCCUUGCUCAGGGGCACUUAGACAGUGGGGGUAGGGAGAGUGCUCUUUGGACUUUGGAACAGAGCCAGGUGUUGUCCUGGCAGGUAUGUUGUAUUGUCACCGUGAGGAGUCGAACCAACGACCUUCCAGUCCGAUGUCCGUAACUGUUGCCCAUAGUCCAAUGGUUCUGCCACUAGUCUACUUCUGUGUUGGUCUAACGGAACACUAAAAACCCAGCAAAGUGUUGAUAUCUUCACAGUAUUGUGGUGGUGCCACGUUUUAACAAAUAAUUUAAAUCGCAGACUCAGCUGACGUCUCUGACCCACUUCAGUGUAAAUUCAGAUUUCCUAAAAUGACGCCACCACAUCAACACUGAUCAGUACAUAUGACCGAAACUUUUCUUAAAUGCAUAGAACCCGUCUUCAAAGCUGAUCGCACUCAUUUAGUAAUUCAGCCCGUCCUGACACCACUCACUGUCUUUCUCUCUCGCGCCGAUAAUAGGCAGGUACACAUAUCUACACUUAGACUGGGCAAAAACAACAGAAUUUGUCAAUUUAAUGUAUGGUAACCUGGAGGAAAUGGUUGGGCGCACUUGUGUAGCUGGUCAAAACUUUUUUACAAUCCGAACCUUUAUGAAAAGACUCCAAAUGAACUCUGUAAGCGGACAACGUUAUCACUUCACUGAAUUACUUUAACAGCAUUUGAAUAGGAAUAAUUGUUCUACGUUAUAGUAGACACUGAAAUUAUAGCCUUUGCCUGGAACGGGGGGGAAUCAUGGCUGUCAGCCAUCGUCAAUGGAUGAUGGGAUAGUCCAUCAACCCAAACCCUACUACUGAGUUAGCUUUUACUGCCCACUGUGACUUUUCAACAGGCCGGGGUCAAUUGGCAAAUUAAAUCCUCUCAAAUACUUGAUUUGUGUAGUGGAUUGUUUUAGAGGCGUCACUAUGAAACUCAGUUAAAAGUUGAAAAGUAAAGGCUCUCCUGCUGUUUGGCCAAACGCCUACAUACAGAAAUAUGUUAUGUAGUUAGAUAUGUAACAGUGAAUAUAGACUGGUUGAAAUGCAAUCUUCAGUCAUUUUUGCAGCUGAAAAAAAAUCAAGUCUAACUUAUUAUAAUGCCUUUUUAUUAUAUACAUAUGUAGAUAUAAUUUUUUAUUCAUUUUCUUGAAAAUAAAUUUGUAAAUAUUGAGCUUUUAAAUUGUUUAUUUUUGUUGAUACAUAUAUUAUUUCCGUUUUUGUCUACAGUAAGGCGCAGGCUUUUGGGGUGUGUACGUGUGUGUACAUAUUUAAAUGUAUUGGUUGAUAAGUCUGUCACAGAUACAAGCGUGAGUCACCUGUAGAUAUAUGUACUGAGUAUUACACUACUGAGUAUUUACACAUUGAUUGAACAUUUAUCUUCAUUAACACAAACAUAAUCUUUCAAAUAAGACCUCAUUAUUGUAACUACCACUGCAGUGUUGUGUACCUUGCGCAUGAUUUUAGCACGCUUGAGAAUAAUACAUAUGGUUGUGUAUUCAUCACUCACAUGAAUCUGAAUAGGAGAAUGUGAACAUCUUAAUUUAACUGAACACCUUUGUGUGUGUCUGCUGUCGCCACAUCACUGGAUCGAACUGCAUAACUAACAUUUAAGUGACCAACUUUGAUAGUGAUGAGGCUUUUGUAGCCACUGGUGCACUUCUGUCUUUGUUUGUUCAAGUCUUUUUACAUGUUUAGUUUCUUUUAAUUAUUAAAGAAAAUUCAAUGAUAAGAUGGAAGUUUGUCCCGUCGCUGGAAUAUUUAAAAGAUGGAUAUGUGAUCAAAUUUAAAAAUAAACCUCAAGCCUCAUGUUCUAUGUAAUUAAAGCACCUGAAUAUCUACCUAUUGCACAAACGUCUGUCUGUAGAACGCAUAUCUCACGAACCUUUCAUCUAAUCAGCUUUGAACUCCAGGGAAGUGCAGUGUCGAGUUUGGGGGGAUUUGGAUAUGUCAACAGUCUGUGGACUGGGUUGAAGAUGUCUUUAACAUCCUCAGAAACUCUACACAUUGACCGGAAUAACACAGCCUUAAUUUUGAAAAGAUGUGAACUUAUUUAUUUUUUACUAUUUUAAUUUAGGUUUGGUUUUCAAGUUAAAUAAAUGAUUCAAAC
This is a messenger RNA of Platichthys flesus (European flounder), 6178 nucleotides long. RefSeq names its product kinesin-like protein KIF3B. Gene Ontology annotation, molecular function: microtubule binding; ATP binding; microtubule motor activity. The transcript is spliced from 9 exons. Bases 340 to 2625 code for a protein of 761 amino acids. The record is from RefSeq and is a predicted model, not a curated record. Gene Ontology annotation, biological process: microtubule-based movement. Lineage: Eukaryota; Metazoa; Chordata; Actinopteri; Pleuronectiformes; Pleuronectidae.